GUCGCAACGUCGCUUUCGUCUUUUAACUCAAUUUGAUAAAUAUUGCAACAAGUAAAAGGGACAUACAUGUGCGUUCACACUGUCUAUAUUUUGUUGAGAUUCGCGUAUCCAGCAUAAUACUUGAAAUCAACAUCGUAAAUCCAAGCAUAGUUAAUUGCAUAGCACAGACGCGCGCUCGCACACACACACACCCACACACGCACACAGCUAACACAUGGAGAGGACUGCAAUGGGCGGCUCGGCGGUGCAGGUGAUCAAUGCAUCCGAGGAGCACACAUUCGUGCUGAACGAGGAUGCGCUCAGCGAGGUGCUAAUGCGAGAAGAGGUCAAAGAUCGCUACGUCUGCGUUGUUUCCGUGGCGGGUGCGUUCCGUAAGGGCAAGAGCUUUCUGCUCGAUUUCUUUCUCCGCUACAUGUACUCAAAGUACGUGCGACAUGACGUCACGGACUGGCUGGGCGAUGAGACGGAACCGCUAUCAGGUUUCUCAUGGCGCGGCGGAUCGGAGCGAGAUACCACCGGCAUACUAAUGUGGUCUGACAUAUUCCUGCACGAUUAUCCCAAUGGCGACAAGAUCGCCGUCAUUCUGCUGGACACACAGGGUGCCUUCGACAGCCAGAGCACCGUGCGCGACUGUGCGACAGUGUUUGCCCUGAGCACAAUGCUGUCCUCGGUGCAGAUAUAUAAUCUCUCACAAAACAUACAGGAGGAUGACCUGCAGCAUCUGCAGCUGUUCACCGAAUACGGCCGACUGGCGCUGGCUGACACUGGUAAGAAGCCAUUCCAGCGUUUGCAGUUCUUGGUGCGAGACUGGAGCUUCCCGUAUGAGGCGGAGUACGGCGCACUGGGUGGCGACAAGAUACUUAAGCGUCGCCUCGAGGUGUCCGACAAGCAGCAUCCGGAGCUGCAGUCGUUGCGUCGCCACAUUUCUGCGUGCUUCACCGAGGUCGCAUGCUUCUUGAUGCCACAUCCGGGUCUCAAUGUAGCCACAAAUCCACAGUUCGACGGCCGUCUGAAGGAUAUAACGCCCGAAUUCAAGAAUAGUCUGAGAACACUGGUUCCCAUGCUCCUGGCACCUGACAAUCUGGUGUACAAGGAGAUCAGUGGACAGCGCGUGAGAGCCCGCGAUCUCAUUCAGUACUUCCAAUCGUAUAUGAGCAUCUACAAGGGCAACGAGCUGCCCGAGCCGAAGAGCAUGCUGGUGGCCACUGCCGAAGCGAACCACUUGACUGCCGUCGCGGCCGCCAAGGAGCUGUACAACCAGCUCAUGGAGGAAGUGUGUGGUGGCACGCGGCCUUACCUAAGCACCGCACACCUGGAAACUGAGCACUUGCGCAUCAAGGACAAGGCACUGUUCCAGUUCGCCACGAAACGCAAGAUGGGCGGCGAGGAGUUCACGGAGCGCUUUCGCCUACAGCUGGACACAGAUCUGGAGGAGGUCUUCGUGAACUAUCGGGCGCACAAUGAGAGCAAAAACAUCUUCAAGGCAGCGCGUACGCCGGCCGUGUACUUUGCCUGCGCCGUCAUUAUGUACAUAGUCAGCGGCAUCUUUGGAUUGGUUGGCCUCUACACGUUUGCCAAUUUCUGCAAUCUAAUCAUGGGCGUGGCGCUGCUGACGCUGGCGCUCUGGGCAUACAUCAGGUAUAGCGGCGAGCUGAGCGAUUUCGGCGGAAAGCUGGAUGAGUUUGCAACGCUUAUGUGGGAGAAUUUCAUGCGGCCAAUCUAUCAAGGCUGCAUGGAGAAGGGCAUCCAGCACGUGGCCACGCAUGCGACUGAGGCUGCCAUUGGCGGCAGUAGUAGCGGUGGCCGCUCCACUGCCAGUGCUGUAAAUGGCAAGGUGAAGCGGUCAUGAGAAUACGCCCAAGUCGCACAGCACAAGUCGCAGCCACCUCCCGGGACGCGUCAGCCACAAACGACUAACAACAAUAACAACAACAACGUCGCUUGCAAGUCAAACAAGAAAAGCAAUUAUCACAACAGUGGCGGCAGCCUCUUGAGUAGCCUUUGGGAGAAGAUAAGUGGAGCGAAUACUCCACCGCAGCCAACGACCCACUGCUCCGCCUCAUCCAACUCAUCCACAGCCGCCGUAAGCAGUCGCAAAAAGCGUAAAUCGAAGCGCAAUUAAUUAGGUCCUUUGUAGCCGCGUUUAUCAAUUUUUGAAAUGUCGUCGUCGUUUGAUUUGUAUAAAUUUAAGCCCUACAAUGGAUAGAAAAACAAAAAUCUAGUAGUUAAUCGCCCUAAAAGGAAUAUUGUUUUUUAUAUUACGUACACUACUUUAAUGGCUCAGCGCAGCGCGAAGUAAUAUAUAAUUAUAUAUAAUAAUAUACAUAGUAAGUGGCUCGUAUUUGUUGAAAAUCAAAUUUUAAAUUGUUUUUUAUAUGCAUAUAUAUUUACCUACAUAUAUUGAAAAGAUAAUUGAAGACCCAAUCUUUAACGCUGUAAUAUAAAGAAAUCGCUAACGAA
Messenger RNA from Drosophila arizonae, 2460 nucleotides. RefSeq names its product atlastin GTPase (gene atl). Gene Ontology annotation, molecular function: GTP binding; GTPase activity. Lineage: Eukaryota; Metazoa; Arthropoda; Insecta; Diptera; Drosophilidae. The record is from RefSeq and is a predicted model, not a curated record.